Messenger RNA from Sinocyclocheilus grahami, 2228 nucleotides. RefSeq names its product sodium-coupled neutral amino acid transporter 5-like. Gene Ontology annotation, cellular component: plasma membrane. The transcript has 16 exons. The record is from RefSeq and is a predicted model, not a curated record. Gene Ontology annotation, biological process: glycine transport; L-glutamine transport; serine transport. The coding region runs from base 211 to 1644 and encodes 477 amino acids. Gene Ontology annotation, molecular function: L-glutamine transmembrane transporter activity; glycine transmembrane transporter activity. Lineage: Eukaryota; Metazoa; Chordata; Actinopteri; Cypriniformes; Cyprinidae.
CUCCCUUUCACUCCAUCUGUCUGUACUAGAUGACCUACUCAAGAACCAUCUAGGAGUAUCAAACCAUCAUUUUUUUCUAUAUAUAUUCUGGAAGAUCUAUUUGUUGCCUACAUUGAAGAUUUUUAAUUAAAGAGUCAGAAGAUUGUGUUUACAUAGCUUAACCUUACAGACAGUGUUCUUUGGAGGACAUUAAGUGUUGUACAGUCUAAAAUGGAACUACAGAAAACGUCAAACGGCCACCAUGAUCUCAGCCCUAACAGAAUUCCAGAGAAUGGAUUUGAUGCCCUUGAAAACAUGACAGAUGGGGAUAACUUCCUCCCCAAUAAAAGCAAUGGAAAGAUAGAGACUCAGUUUACAGAUUUCGAGGGAAAGACUUCUUUCAGAAUGUCUAUUUUCAACCUCAGUAAUGCCAUCAUGGGCAGUGGAAUUCUGGGACUGGCUUACGCCAUGGCCAACACCGGAAUCAUCCUUUUUGUAAUCCUGUUGAUAUCCAUCACUGUUCUCUCUGCCUACUCCAUCCAUCUGCUUCUGAAGACUGCAGGAGUGGUUGGCAUCCGUGCAUAUGAACAGCUCGGGUACCGUGCAUUUGGUCCACCUGGGAAAAUCUUAGCAGCAUGCAUUAUAACACUGCACAACAUUGGAGCAAUGUCCAGUUACCUGUUCAUUGUGAAGAUAGAGUUACCUCAUAUUAUUCAGGGUCUUAUGGAACUGCCAGAUAACUCAACUGACUGGUUUGUUGAUGGGAGGUGUCUCAUCAUUAUCGUUAGUGUCACCGUCAUUCUUCCCCUGGCGCUUAUGAAACGACUUGGGUAUCUGGGCUACACCAGUGGUUUCUCUCUCAGCUGCAUGGUCUUCUUCCUCAUAUCUGUUAUCUACAAGAAGUUUGUCACAGAGUGUUCUUUAGAACACAGCUAUAAUGAAACUGGUGUCACUGAAAGCAUAUACAACUCUACCGAUGACACGUGUGAAGCCAAAUUUAUAACCAUCAACCCACAGACUGCUUUUACCAUUCCCAUUAUGGCAUUUGCUUUUGUGUGUCACCCUGAAGUGUUGCCCAUUUACACAGAACUCAAAAAUCCAAACAAGAAACGCAUGCAAAAUGUUGCUAAUAUCUCUAUUUUGGCCAUGUUUGUCAUGUAUCUGCUGACUGCCAUCUUUGGCUACCUCACCUUCUAUGGAAAGGUGGAUUCAGAGCUUCUGAAGAUGUACAGUAAAAAAGACACCCUGAUGCUGUGUGUUCGGCUGGCUGUGCUGAUAGCAGUGACGCUGACCGUUCCAGUGGUCCUCUUCCCGAUUCGUCGUGCCGUCUUGCAGCUUCUUUUCCCUGAUAAGCCUUUCCACUGGAUGCAUCACAUCUCCAUCGCUGUGUGCGUCCUCUUCUUUGUCAACCUGCUCGUCAUCUUCGUGCCCAACAUUCGUGACAUCUUUGGCUUCAUCGGUGCCACAUCUGCUCCCAGCCUCAUUUUCAUUCUUCCGGGAAUAUUCUACAUUUGCAUCGUCCCUGAAGCACAGGAGCCGUUGAAAUCUUGGCCAAAAAUCCAGGCGAUUGUGUUUGUGACACUGGGUUUCAUCUUCAUGAUUAUGAGCAUUACGUUCAUCAUAAUAGAGUGGGUCAACGGAAAGAAGACGUCGGGUGGCCACUGAAAGAGCUACAACUGGAUUACAAUACUUAAAAGACCAAAAUCUAAUACAGAACCCAAACUCCUGAACCUGAAACCUCUGAAACAGGUUCAGUUUAAUUUACUUUGAUCGAUUAAUAGAACUCCUUAAUUUCAGUAUGUCCAAAAUAAAGUGGCUAAUUACCUAAAUUCAAGAUGAAUGCAAAAAAGAGAGGUAACAUAUUGUCUUGACACAUUAGGGUAAUGAUGCUCUAAGAACAUUUUGAAAAUAUUUUAUAAACAGGGGUGCACAUAUGUGGUACGCAGGUGUGCAUGUGGGACCAAAAUAAAAUCUGCGCUGUGUAAAUAAGUUCAGACCGCUCAUUUGCAUACCGACAUGGUUGACAGCUGUUCUAGAUAUACAAACUGCAAUACUGUAUGAGAUUUCUAUUUGAACUGAAAGCAUAAAUCGAGGCUAUCCACUGCCGUUUUCAAAGCACAAUGCAAAACUGUGACAUUUCCUUCACUAAUGCUCUUCAUGCAGCAGCGCAUUUAGCCUAUAUAGGCUACUUGCCGGCAACAUGCUAAAAUAAAAGCUUGUUGAUUUUAAGUUUGAAAAUGAUGAAAAUG